AGGGGUGUGCAGUGUGUGUCCCGGGCGAGGGGCGCCCUGCGAUGAGGGCUGCCCGGGCCGGGGGCUCCUGGGCGGGCGGGCGGCCCCGAGGGACAGGCCCUCCCGCUCCGCCUCCCGCAGGGGGCGCUGCAGCCGCCGCCGCCUGACUCCGGCGCUGCCCGCCUGGCGGGAGGAUGCUGGGAGCGGCGGCCGCAGGCUCCUCGCGGUCAGGCGGCAGCGUGCGGCGCUAGGUGGGCUUGGCCGGGCUGAGCGACAUGGCGGCGGCAGGCAGGGGGCGGCUCGUGCCCGGCCUGGCGCUGCUUCUCCUGCUGCUGCUGGGCGAGGUGGUGGGACCGGGAGCCUGGGCGGCCCGGAGCCGCGGCGCCGACAAGCAGAACAGCCUCCGCCGGGCGGCCAGCGGCGUCUACCAGGCGGUGAGCAGCCUGUUCGGCGAGGAGAACGUGCGGGCCCUGCAGAAGUUUUUCUCUAGGCUGACGGAAAGAUUUGUUUACGGUGUGGAUGUAUUAGUAGACACCUUUUGGAGAAUAUGGACUGAUGUGCUGGAUGUUCUUGGAAUUGAUGCUUCCAACCUGACUCAUUAUUUCAGCCCUGCAGUAGUUGCCAACAACCCUACCCGUGUUCUUCUGCUGAUUGGUGCUGUUUUACUUGCUUAUUGGUUUUUGUCUAUCUUCCUUGGAUUCUUCUUCUGUCUCUUACAUAUGCUGUUCGGUCGCUUCUUCUGGAUUGUAAGAGUUGCUCUGUUUGCCCUCUCAUGUGUAUACAUCCUCCAGAAGUAUGAAGGAGAACCAGAGCAUGCAGUCUUGCCUCUGUGCUUUGUUGUAGCAGUCUACUUCAUGACUGGGCCCGUUGGAUUUUACUGGAGGAGAAACAGCAGCAGCAGCCUUGAGGAGAAGAUUGACCAUAUUGACAGUCAAAUUAGACUUCUGAACAUACGUCUUACUAGGAUAAUGGAAAACAUGGACAGAGCCAAUGACCAAUGA
Messenger RNA from Mauremys mutica (yellowpond turtle), 980 nucleotides. It is a transcript of the gene BRI3BP, whose product is annotated as BRI3 binding protein. The transcript has 3 exons. Gene Ontology annotation, cellular component: mitochondrion. The record is from RefSeq and is a predicted model, not a curated record. NCBI's taxonomy places the organism in Eukaryota, Metazoa, Chordata, Testudines, Geoemydidae. The coding region runs from base 255 to 980 and encodes 241 amino acids.